AUGGUGCAGACGAUCUUUGUCUAUGUGAUUAGUGUGAAGUUUGAACCGGGCCACAAUUCUACACAGUGCUACGCCUUCUUUGCUGAUCUGAGACGGGCGAUUGCGGAUGACGAAGUGGAUGAGUUCAUGGAGAUGUCUAAAAGGCAUCAUUUUCCUGAGGACCUUGUGCAGGUCGAUCUAACGACGAAGACCAUUCAAAAUGGCGGUGACUGA
Molecule: messenger RNA, 213 nt
Organism: Hydatigera taeniaeformis
Lineage: Eukaryota; Metazoa; Platyhelminthes; Cestoda; Cyclophyllidea; Taeniidae
Source: the annotation of a GenBank genome assembly